GGCGCUGCACCGUUUCCGUUGUAGCCGGGUGUCCGCGCCGCUCACUAGUCUGGUCCGACAUUUCCGCCGUGUGGGGCUCGGGACCUCGCCUGGACCUGAGCCUGAGCCGGCGGCGUUGAGGAGAGUACUCAUGGGUAAGAGAAAGGAAGAAUGUAUUUCAAAGCCUGGAUCCCAUAAAAGGCAGCGACAAGAAUACACAGAUGAACAUAGUGAUGCAUCUAAUGAAGAGGAAAAUUCACAGUCAUCAGCUGAUAGCAAUUUCUCUUUACUGUCGACUGCAGGGGAAGUUGGGAUAAUUGAAAGUAUCCAGCUGAAGAACUUUAUGUGCCAUUCGAUGUUGGGGCCUUUUCAGUUUGGAUCAAAUCUCAAUUUUGUUGUUGGAAACAAUGGAAGUGGAAAAAGUUCUGUAUUAACUGCUCUUAUUGUUGGACUUGGUGGAAAAGCCACUGCAACUAAUAGAGGCUCCUCAUUAAAAAUGUUUGUACGAGAUGGAGAGACUUCUGCAGAUAUUACCAUAACACUGCGAAACCAAGGUAGAGAUGCAUUUAAACCAGAAAUGUACGGUGACUCUAUUAUUGUGAAUCGGCACAUUAAUCUGGAUGGAAACAGAAGUUGUAAACUGAAAAGCAAAUCUGGGACCUUAAUUUCCUCAAAGAAGGAGGAACUUGUAGGAAUACUGGAUCACUUCAAUAUACAGAUAGAUAAUCCUGUGUCUGUUUUAACCCAAGAGAUGAGUAAGCACUUUUUACAGUCUAAAAAUGAAGGUGACAAGUACAAGUUUUUUAUGAAGGCAACCCAGCUGGAACAAAUGAAAGAAGAUUAUUCAUCUAUUAUGAAAACUAAAGAAAAUACAUGUAUUCAGAUAGAACAAGGAGCAGAGCGUCUUGAAGAACUUAAGCAGCUUUAUUAUGAAAAAAAGGAACAUUACAAAAGCAUUGCUUUUGUGAAUGACAUGCGAAAUCAUCUUGAAGAUUUGAAACAUCAAAUGGCGUGGGCAGUGGUGGGUGAGAUGGAAAAAGAAAUACAGCCAAUCAAAGAAGGCAUCACAGCUGAAGAAAGAAAUACGGAGAAGUUUGUUCAGAAGCUAGAAGAAUGCCGGGUAAAAGUGAAUGAAGCAGAAGAAAAGUACAAACAAAUACAAGAGAAGUUAAUAACCAUAAGUGAAGAAGCACAAGCCCUGCAUCCUCAGUGUAUCUCUUUGAAGGCUGAUGUACAGACAAAAAGAAAAGCAGUGAAUGAUGCUGAGGUACUUUAUAAUCGUUCCAAAACUGAGUUAAAACGUCUGGGAAAAGACGAUGAACACCUGCGUAAACGAAUUGAAGAACUGAAAAGCAGUGCUAGUAAGGUUUUGGAGCCUGAAAAAUUGGAAAGACAAAGGAAAAUUGCACACCUAAAGGAACGGUUAAAGGUAUUCCGUGAUGAAGAAAUAAUGAUUGGUCAACAGGUGGAUCAGUUUCAUCGGGCUAUAUAUAGGUGUAAGGAAGAACAUACUAGACUUAGGAGAGAAGACUGUGUUGCAAAACAAGCACUGGAUGCCAAGGAGAAACAGCUAAGAGACCUGAAAGAUAGUAGAACAAAUACCUUGAAAAGAUUUGGAUCGUAUAUGCCAGCAUUUCUUCAAGCAGUUGAAACGGCCUAUAGGGAAGGGCGCUUUAAACAUAAACCUAUUGGACCUCUAGGUGCUUUCAUUCAUAUGAAAGAUGCUGAACUGGCUUUGGCUGUUGAAUCUUGUUUAAAGAACCUAGUUCAGGCAUUUUGCUGUGAUAAUCAUAAUGAUGAAAGAAAUCUUCAGCUACUGAUGUCUAAAUAUUAUCCACAUGGAAUUAGACCUCAAGUAAUCGUAAAUAAAUUUCGUAAUGAAGUUUAUGAUGUUAGACACAGAGCAGUUCAUCAUCCAGAAUUCCCAUCAGUUCUCACAGCAUUGGAUAUAGAUCAUGCAGUGGUUGCCAAUUGCUUGAUCGAUGUGAGGGGUAUUGAAAAAGUCCUGCUGAUUAAAAGUAGCCGUAAAGCUCGUGAAGUAAUGCAGCUUAAUCAGCCCCCAAAAAAUUGUAGAGAAGCUUUCACUGCUGAAGGUGAUCAAGUAUUUGAAAGACGGUAUUACUCUUCUUACUACAUCAGACCCAAGUACCUAAGCAAAGACGUUGAAACAGAAAUAAGUUUCUUGGAGAAGGAAAUUGAAAGCAAAAAGGCACAGUUGGCAGCAUCUCAGCAAUACUUAUAUUCCAUUGAAAAUGAGAUUAGGCAGAAUGAAGGACAUCUUCAUUGUCAUCAACAACGCCAAAAAGAACUACAGAUAAAAAUAAGAACAACAAAUGCAGAAGUAGCAGAUCUUGAAAACGUGGAAGAACAACAAUCAGUGGACAUCCAUACAUUAGAAGAGGAAAUUGAAGAAAAUAAGGGUAGGAUGGAGUCUGUAAAAAAAGAAAUGCAGCAACAAAGCAGAACAAUGGACGAACUGAAAAAUAUUCUCCAGGAAGCUGAAAGAAAAUUUGCAGAAAUUAAAGAAAAAAUUCAUCAAGUAGAAGAAAUUGCUGGUCCAAUUAAGGAUGAACUAAACCAAGCUGACUCAGAGGUGGAAAACUCUAAACACCUUUUGCAGCACUAUGAAGACAAGCAGAAAGAACACCUGGCUUGCAUAAAAAGACAUAAAGAAUUACUAGCUGCUAAAGAAAAAAAAUUGGAGGAAAAAAUGGCACAAGCUAGGCAAAUAUACUCAGAACGCAUAGAGGUCAGCAGAACUGUUAAGAGUCUUGAUGCAGAAAUGAAUCGCUUGAGAGAGAGGAUAAAUUCAGAAAAUAAUCGCCAUGGAAACAGAGAAGAAAUAAUACAGCAAUUUCAUGAUGCAAAGGAAAGAUAUGAGGAUGCAAACAGUAAAGUAAAGAAUUUAAAGAACUUUAUUAGGCUGCUGGAAGAAAUAAUGACACAGAGAUUCAAAAUAUAUUGGCAGUUCUUAAGGCUCCUUUCUUUACGAUGCAAACUCUACUUUGACCAUUUAUUACGUAUUCGAGCUUGCUCUGGAAAAAUACUUUUUGAUCACAAGAAUGAGACACUUUCAAUAACAGUUCAGCCUCGAGAGGAAGACAAUGACCUUAAUGAUGUGAGAUCUUUAUCAGGAGGUGAACGUUCCUUCUCAACAGUUUGUUUCAUUCUUUCUCUGUGGUCCAUUACUGAAUCUCCUUUCAGAUGCUUGGAUGAAUUUGAUGUCUACAUGGACAUGGUUAACAGAAGAAUUGCAAUGGAUAUGAUUCUUAAAGUGGCUGACUCUCAGCAUCAUCGACAGUUCAUUUUGCUCACCCCACAAAGUAUGAGUUGUCUACCUAUAGGUUCCCAUAUUCGAAUUCUCCGAAUGCAAGAUCCUGAAAGAGGCCAAAGAAUACGGAAGUUACAGAAUAGGAAUAACGAGGAGGAAGAUGAAUAAGUAUCUCUGUGCAUGAAUAUGAUGUACUAUUGAGGAUAAAUGUAUAAUGGUGUGUAAAGUUAUUACUUCCUGAUGCUGGAUAAGAGGAUCUUUUGUUAGAUACUUUUAGGAAAGGAAGUUCCUGAAGUUCCUGUUUUGUUUUGUUUUAAAGAAUUAUUAUGUGUGUACAGACCAAGAAUAAGCACAGUUUUGAUGAUGAGAAAAUCCUGAAUGUUCAGUUGAUAUUUUUAACUACCAACUAGUAGAAUUUUUUAUCAGUUGUUCUGUUCUGUUUUUUCUUCUGGAAAAGAUUAAAUAUAUUUUGUAUAACUAUGGAGUAACAUUUUAAUAAACAGUGAGAACUGGUACUUGUGGUAGUGUUUUAGUAUCUCUACACACUUAAAAUUAUCAUUAAUUUAAAAAUGUUGGUUUCUUCCUAGCUCUGCUUUAUCUCUUAAAUGUGUGCUAAUUAAUACAUUCAGUAAAACAUGUGUUUCAUUUGUUUCCAGUGGAAUCACAGCAGCUGAACGUGAGGAACUUUUAGUACUUAUAGUGUAUACUUUCAUAAUUAGGGAAGUGAAAGAUUUAUUUGUAGUAUAUUCUCGGAGCAGGAGAAAAGUGCUUCUAUCUCAAAGAGUUAAUAGGGAAGAGUUAAGUCUCUCUGGACAUGAGCUUACAACAUCUAGCAAAUUGGGUCUUUACAAACUUAGAUUCUUAAUUCCAGUAAACUGAGUUCUUGCACAGUCUGAGUUUACAGAUUUAGAUUAAGUCUGUAGAGAUUCAUUAUAACAAACUUAAGUGGCCGAAGUCCUUCCAAUAUAGAGGAAUGAAAUGAAAUAAGAAUUCUGGGAAAUAAUACAGUUACCUUUCUACAGCAUUGUAGGCCUGUGGGUUUUUUGGGUGUCCCUGCCCCCUCCUCUGGGACUAUACUAAAGCAAGUUUAUCUUAAUUUAGCUGCUGUAUUUAAAUAAUACAAGCAUUUAUUGGGAAUAAGAAGGAGACAGAAGAACCAGAUUUUUCAAACUGCCCCAAAUUAACUUUUUUACUCUUCUUCCAGGAACUUGAAAUUGUUCAGAGCUCUUCAAAAACAAUCACUGUUUAGAGUUCAGCCAUUAGAGGAGUUUUGUUUUUUUUUUUUUUUUUUUGCUUUGAUGUUAUGGGGAUACAAAAGUCAUUGACACUAUUCAGGGAACAGUUCUGCAGUUUCUGCAGUUACUUGCCAAAUAUGAAUUCCUCAGUAAAACCUCACUGCAGUGUAAGCUUUAACUUGACUUUGUAGUCAAAUUUGGUUUUAGCUGCUGCAUGGUAUUUUGUGUUCUUUAAUGUGUUUUAGUUUUUCUGCAAGCAUGUAUUGUGUAGGUACACCUAAAAUAUGGAAGCUAGAUAAGAAUUGAAGGAAAUACACUGAGAAAGCUAUUUGCAGUUCUAGUGCAUUCUAACUGUAGGAAUUAAGUCUGGGGGUCUUUAAGAGGCUUCAGAUGUUUACUUCUGAAAGUCAGGGUAAUGGGCCAAGAGACUCACAGCAGCCUCACGGAGGUUACUGACAGAAAUGGGCCAGGCUUUUAGUUGAAGUGUGUAGCAGAAGAGAGCCAGACAGCGGUCAUAAAUUGACGUGGGGAGGUUCUGGCUGGGUAAACUGUGGGGAGGGACUCUUCAGGUUGAAGAUUGGAAGCAUUUGAGCAUGUUGUCCUGACAGGCUGUAGAAUCUCCAUCCUUGGAGGCUUUUGAGGUCUGAAUAGACUGCUGUACCUCCUUCAAGCAGGGAGUUGGACAAGAGACUUCUGGAGGUCCCUACCAAACCAAACAAUUCCAUAAUCCUGUGAUUUGGUGGAAUAUAUAUUAAGGAUACUUACAACUUCAGGAUUAUGUGAAAAUAGUGGGGGGGGUGGAGGGGAACCAUACAAAGGGUGUACUUGGUAAAACUUGUCUGCAACACAAGCCCAGUUUGUACUGGGAGUCCUGGAUACUAUUACAUGAUCAUGAACCACGUUUAGUUUGACUCGAUUUUAUGGUGAAACUAGAAUAUAUUUCAGACCCUUUUACAAAAUGAGAUGAUAGAAUGGCAUAGAAUUACUUCCUCCUGAUUUUCUUCAGCAUCCAAAAAAUAAAGUAAGAGUGCAGAGGCAGGAGAGAGAAAAGCAUUUAUUGUCAUUGUACUUUAUAAUGAAUUGUGUGGAGAAAAGAGCUUAAGGGAAAUUAUUGUAUUCCUACUGAGCUAACACUUCAGCUUUCUCUCAAGUUUUCUAUAGACUUACUUGAAAUAUUGGAGCAGUUGGCAACAAUUCUGGUCUUUGGUUCAAAUCAAUAUAUUGUAUUUAUUCCAAUCUACCGCUGUACUUGAUGAAAAUGUGCGCCUGACUGUGUAAUUAUUGUAAGCAAUUGUUUUCAUGGUAGAGGAUUAGUUCUGAAUAAACAAUUACUGAAGCA
Molecule: messenger RNA, 5824 nt
Organism: Tyto alba (common barn owl)
Lineage: Eukaryota; Metazoa; Chordata; Aves; Strigiformes; Tytonidae
Gene: SMC6
Product: structural maintenance of chromosomes 6
Exons: 27
Coding region: 131-3418 (1095 amino acids)
Biological process (GO): double-strand break repair via homologous recombination
Cellular component (GO): Smc5-Smc6 complex; nucleus; site of double-strand break
Molecular function (GO): single-stranded DNA binding; damaged DNA binding
Source: RefSeq, a predicted model, not a curated record